This is a messenger RNA of Salarias fasciatus (jewelled blenny), 1839 nucleotides long. RefSeq names its product agouti signaling protein 1 (gene asip1). The transcript is spliced from 5 exons. Gene Ontology annotation, cellular component: extracellular region. NCBI's taxonomy places the organism in Eukaryota, Metazoa, Chordata, Actinopteri, Blenniiformes, Blenniidae. The record is from RefSeq and is a predicted model, not a curated record. Bases 239 to 616 code for a protein of 125 amino acids. Gene Ontology annotation, biological process: hormone-mediated signaling pathway; melanosome organization. Gene Ontology annotation, molecular function: neuropeptide hormone activity; melanocortin receptor binding.
AGCAGAGGAAAGACGUGAAACGGGACAAAAAGGAGAGCAAAGGCAACAGAAACCAGAGGUGAAGUGAAGGAAAAAGGAAGGAGAGAAAUAAAAAGUAGAAGCGGCGGCGAGGCACUGAGAGCGUGACAGAGUCCUGCGGUGGCACGGGAUCCACAGACCUGAUCAUCUUCACAGACAAACCACUGCGACUCCCGCCGGGACGCUCACGUUGCAGAAACUGCCUGAACGAACGAGAAAGAUGCACGGCGUCCUGCUGCUCGGCUGCUUCGUGUUGGCAGCGACCGACUACUUCCUCAGCUCCGCCCACAUGAUCCCCGAGGAGAGACUCACCACCAACGAGGCCAUCGCAUCCAACGCCUUGUCCCAGAGUCUGGAAAACAGCCCCCCUGCCGUUCUGAUUGUUGAGCUGCCAAAAUCCACCAGGAAGAAGAAAUCAAAGAAGCACAAAAAGAACAAAUUCGGUGUGAAGAAGCGCCCCCCUCCUCCCGCUAACUGCGUCUCCCUGUGGGGAAGCUGUAAAUCUCAAGGCAACGUGUGCUGCGAUCACUGCGCCUUCUGCCAGUGCCGGCUCUUCAGAACUGUCUGUUACUGCCGGAUGGGCAACCCUCGCUGCUGAGCCUCCGGCCAGCUGGACGCCACGCCGAGGCCGCCUGCCCGCCGCGGACACCGCCAAAGGUCAACCGCUCCUUGGCCUUGGUUUGUAAUUCUGACCAAAAUUCACUGCAUGAAAGCACUUUAUUACAGAGGACUGCGCAGCAGUGAAGGUUGCUAAAACGUUACAGGGUGUAUUGCUUUAAUCAGCGCUCUGCCUUGAAGGAGGCUGUUUCAAUCCUACUACUAGCACUCUCAUGUAAGAUUUAGCUGCUUGAGCAAUUUUAUACACAAUCUUAUGACAUAAAUACCUGACUGUGUAACAGUAUAAUUUAACUACAUUUAAUCAUCAUGUAUUGAUCUGGGAUUUUAAACGAGGAAGCAGCAUUUAACUUUUCUGUCAUUCAAAUUCACCAGAGACUGAAAGAGAAGAUAUUCACCUUUAGCUCUUUUGUGAGUUUCUGAACUCUUCUUGGUGACUUUGAGUCGAGGCUCAGAGGCUUGGAAACCCUCAGACGUAUCCACGGUGAGUCUGGUGAUAAAAGCAGAAUCACAAGGAUUCAUCAACAAGCUGCUCUGUUCAUUUAUGGUAGAUUAAUGCGACUGGUGAGUAAACAUGAAUGAAUGUCGGCAGGUGAGAGGAACUGAGUCCAUCGAGAAAGCGAACAUCAUCUGACUGUAUUCCUGUUAUUUAGGAACCAGAAGGAUGCAUACCAUGUCUAUCUUGUUUUUUAAACAGUUAUUAUCACGUGUAAUCAGAUGUUCAGCCUUUCAAUAGUCUGUUUUCUUUCCUGCUUCGAGUUUCUGUCACUGUCUGACCGCUGAUGGAGAAAAAAUGUCUUUUCUUCACUGAUGAAAAUGUGAUUCUAAGUGGUGACUAUUGCUUUUUAUUGGCUGAUUACGGCAGUGCAAAGUUGGAUUUGAUGAUGACGAUGAUGAUGAUGGGGUUUAAUUGGAUCAAACUGUCUGGACUGUAGGAGUACAAAGCAAUAAAGAGUCUACACGAACAACUUUAUGAAGUAAGUCAAUUACACAGCUGCCUGAUUGCUUCCAGUUUGGUCUCAUUCUUUUCUGUAAACAUUGUCUUUGUAACUCUGCUCUGUUGUUUGUGUCUGCUUUCUCUGCUGCCUGACAGUGUAUUUGAAUAUCUGCUUUCCUUUCAGAUUCUAGUUACCGAGCCAUAAAAAACUGUAUAAGUGCAAAUUAAAAAAUGCUGCUUUUGAAAUACUGAUUCUCACCAUGUAUAAA